AUGAUGGGAGGCGGGCUGAUGAUGGAUCAGAGCGUGGUGUUCCCUGGCGUCCACAACUUCGUGGAUCUCCUGCAGCAGAACGGCGACAAGAACCUGGGCUUUGGGUCGCUGAUGCCGCAGACGUCCUCUGGCGACCAGUGCGUGAUGGGGGAGGGUGAUCUUGUGGACCCGCCGCCGGAGAGCUUCCCGGACGCCGGGGAGGACGACAGUGACGAUGACGUUGAGGACAUCGAGGAGCUGGAGCGCCGCAUGUGGCGCGACCGCAUGAAGCUGAAGCGGCUCAGGGAGCUGGAGCAGAGCCGUGGCAAGGAUUCGAUGGCUGGCGGCGGGGGCCUGGCUGACGGCUCGUCCAAGCCAAGGCAGUCACUGGAGCAGGCCCGACGCAAGAAGAUGUCGCGCGCGCAGGACGGCAUCCUCAAGUACAUGCUCAAGAUGAUGGAGGUGUGCCGUGCGCAGGGGUUUGUGUAUGGGAUCAUUCCAGAGAAGGGCAAGCCGGUGAGCGGCGCCUCUGACAACCUCCGUGCGUGGUGGAAGGAGAAGGUCCGCUUCGACCGCAACGGCCCGGCCGCCAUCGCCAAGUAUCAGGCCGACAACGCCGUCCCUGGCGCCGAGAACGAGCUCACCUCGGGCGCUGCCAGCCCUCAUUCCUUGCAGGAGCUGCAGGACACUACACUGGGCUCACUGCUCUCAGCACUCAUGCAGCACUGCGACCCCCCACAGCGGCGCUACCCGCUGGAGAAGGGCUUUCCUCCACCGUGGUGGCCUACCGGCGACGAGGAGUGGUGGCCGGAACUCGGCAUCCCCAAGGACCAGGGCCCACCCCCCUACAAGAAGCCUCAUGACCUUAAGAAGGCCUGGAAGGUGAGCGUGCUCACCGCUGUCAUCAAGCACAUGUCACCAGACAUAGAGAAGAUCCGUCGCCUCGUUCGCCAGUCCAAGUGCCUCCAGGACAAGAUGACUGCCAAGGAGAUCUCAACCUGGCUGGCAGUAGUCAAGCAGGAAGAGGAGCUGUACCUGAAGCUGCACCCCGGCGCACGCCCACCGGCAUCUACUGGUGGGAUCGCCAGUGCCAUAUCCUUCAACACCAGCUCAAGCGAGUAUGAUGUGAACAUCAUUGAUGAGUGCAAGGGGGAUGAGGCCGGCAGCCAGAAGACGGCAGUCACUGACCCAACCACGUUCAACCUUGGUGCGGCUGUCCUAAGUGACAAGUUCCUCGUGCCAACGCCGAUGAAGGAGGAGACUGCCGACGUCGAGUUCAUCCAGAAGAGGAACGCCCCCACCGCUGCUGAGCCAGAGCUAAUGCUAAACAACCGAGUGUACACCUGCAACAACGUCCAGUGCCCGCACAAUGACUACAGCUAUGGAUUCCUUGACCGGAAUACCCGCAACAGCCACCAGUACACCUGUAAGUACAACGAUCCAAUCCCUCAGAGCACUGAGAACAAGCUGCCGCCAGCACCGCCACAGUCACAAGCCUUCCAGCCGGCCUUCAACCAACCCAAUCAGGCACUGAACAAUCUGGAUUUCAGCCUGCCCAUGGAUGGCCAGAGGUCCAUUGCCGAGCUGAUGAACAUGUACGACAACAACUUCAUGACGAACAAGAACAUAAGCAGUGACAGCGUCGCCAUCAUGGAGAGGCCUAAUGCGAUGCCCCAGAGGAUCCAGAUGGAUGAGGGUUUCUUUGGACAGGGCAACGGAGUCUUUGACGAUGUCAAUAGCAUGAUGCAGCAACAACAGCAGGCACCAGUGCAGCAGCAACAGCAGCAGUUCUUCAUCCGUGAUGGCACACCAUUCGUGAGCCAGAUGGGCGACAUCACCAGCACGUCGGAGUUCAGGUUCGGUUCUGGUUUCAACAUGUCUAGCACCGUUGAUUACCCAGGCGCGGUGCAGAAGAAGGACGGGACCAAUUGGUUCUACUGA
This is a messenger RNA of Miscanthus lutarioriparius, 1920 nucleotides long. The record is from the annotation of a GenBank genome assembly. NCBI's taxonomy places the organism in Eukaryota, Viridiplantae, Streptophyta, Magnoliopsida, Poales, Poaceae.